UCUCAACUUAUACAAGUUCGACUCGAAUCUACACACGUUACCUCCGAGAGGACAGUCAUACCAAGAAAUAAUAGAUGUCGCACCAACCGGAACUCAUCUUUGUCUUGGAAUGAGCGUCUUUCGUUGCUUUUUUUCAUUCGUUCGUUUUUUCUUAUUCGGAGUUCAACGUAAAGGCCGGCACUGGGGUGAUAUUUUUAGUCCCUUAAACUCCCUCAACAAACACUGUAGGCUACUGCAGUGUUGGCAAGGAUGGCUUUUCAAUCGGCCCUCUUACCAAUAUUGGUCUUGGGACUGUUGACUAGUUUGGUGCGUUGUGCCCCCUUCCCUGGCAGGCUGAAUGGCACAGUGGAACGACACUGGGAGACACUCUACUCGCGGUCCUUGGCUCGGAUCCCUGGGGAGAAGAGAGAGAUAAACCGGGACAGCGACUAUCUUAUGGGCAUUAAACGGCUACGACGCCUUUAUUGCAAUGUAGGAAUUGGGUUUCAUAUUCAAGUUUCACCCGAUGGGAGAAUAACAGGAGUGCACAGUGAAAACCGUUACAGUCUCCUUGAGAUAUCUCCAGUAGAGAGAGGAGUUGUGACAAUCUUUGGCGUCCAACGCGGUCUAUUCGUGGCCAUGAACAGCAAAGGGAAGCUGUACGGAUCUGUUCAUUACAACAACGAGUGCAAAUUCAAAGAAACUCUCCUGGCAAAUAAUUACAACGCUUACGAAUCAGUGGCAUACCCAACGAUGUACAUUGGACUAAGCAAGACCGGUAAAACAAAAAGAGGAAACCGAGUGUCACCAGCCAUGACGGUGACGCAUUUCUUGCCAAGAAUCUGAGUCACUCAGAAAUAGACUUAACCUCAAUAAAGGUGGGGUGAGGGGGACUCAAAACGAUGCACUUUCAACUGGAGUUUUAUGCAAGACUAAGUGUAUCAUCCUGUUUAAAAUGUUAUGUAUAAGUUUGUAUAUCAGUUUAUUUAUUAUGUAAAACAAUUUUGUAUUUGGGGGGGAAACAGGUCCCCACUUCAGGGGUAAUUUCAGAAAUCAACACAUUUAUUUAUGUUUUUUAAUUUAUCAGAAGUCUGCUGCUAUUAAGUGUUCGGGUAAGUGAGAUUCCUUUGUUGAAUUAUGGUUUUCUUUGCACUGUUUAUAGACAAAAUAUUCUACAGCGACAGAGCAAAGGAUACUUGUGUGACUUAUUUUUCUUCUAUGGAAUUAACUUUUAAGUCUUAGACCGACGUUCAAACAAGU
Salvelinus namaycush (lake trout) is the source of this 1239-nucleotide messenger RNA. Its product is annotated as fibroblast growth factor 4B-like. Gene Ontology annotation, biological process: positive regulation of gene expression; fibroblast growth factor receptor signaling pathway; positive regulation of protein phosphorylation. The transcript has 3 exons. Gene Ontology annotation, cellular component: cytoplasm. The record is from RefSeq and is a predicted model, not a curated record. Bases 250 to 825 code for a protein of 191 amino acids. Gene Ontology annotation, molecular function: fibroblast growth factor receptor binding; growth factor activity. Lineage: Eukaryota; Metazoa; Chordata; Actinopteri; Salmoniformes; Salmonidae.